This is a messenger RNA of Misgurnus anguillicaudatus (oriental weatherfish), 835 nucleotides long. Lineage: Eukaryota; Metazoa; Chordata; Actinopteri; Cypriniformes; Cobitidae. The record is from RefSeq and is a predicted model, not a curated record.
UUCCAGAAUAUUUCGGAUAUUUAUAUAUGGUAUAAUUCAGGUCAUUUCUGGAAGAAUGGCAAGCUUUAAGACUGGGAGAGAAAUUAGCGAUGCCGACAGGAAAAAAUUUGAGACGGUUUUUCAUCAGUCUGAUCUGGGCAGGAAAGGUUAUUUAUCCCGAGAAGAUCUUAAGGUAGCAGUGGUCAUGUUAUUCGGAUAUAAACCAUCGAAGUCGGAGACAGAUAUGCUGAUGGAGUCUGGCUCUUAUAAGGACUGGCCAGGGGUCCCACUGAAUCAGUUUACGUCUCUCAUGGGGCGGAAGAUGUCAGCAGAAGAUCCGUAUGAGAAGAUGAGGCAGAUCUUCAGUGCCUUUGAUGUUCACUGUCGUGGCUUCUUGAAACUGGAGGACUUCAAAAGCGCCUUCAAGCGAGUUGCUCCCCACCUGCCAGAGAGAACAGUGCUUGAGGCUUUCCGUUCAAGGCUUCCGAGGCAGAGGAAGGUUUCUCUUCCUGCCACACGACUUCCCCAUCAGGGCUGGUAAUAGAGUCAGUCAGCUGAAAAUGAGCAGCUCUCCACAUCCAGCACCUGUCUAGGGAACGACCACCACCCGGAUGUGAAAUAAGUCUGACAACGGCUCACUCAAGUCAAUCAGACAGCAUUUACCUGCAAGGUACGUGGAUCUGGAUUCUGAUGGUCAUGUCAGCUUUAAGGACUUCGAAAAUGUCAUCAGCUAUGGUUUGGCAAACAUCUGAGACUACAUAAAGAGAUUGAAAACAUCAGAUGACCUUAACUAGACUAGACACCAUGAUUGCACAACUAUUUAAAUUAAUUUAAUUGAUUUGACAGAGCUGUAAGC